GUGAGGAAUUCGAAAACUUCUACUUCAUAAGAGGUAUACCUAUCCGUGGGAGACAUCGUCGAUGCAUCUUAACAAAACAUUGAUAUUGUUUUGGUAAUUUGAAAGGACUGUUAUGUACUUAAGAAAGAAGCACAAGAGAGAGAAAGAAUUGCAGAGAGAUGGAGAUGCUGAGCACGAGAUGGGCAGCGACGGUGGCGAGCAUAUGGAUCCAGAGCAGCUGCGGCUCAUCCUACACCUUCAGCGUCUACUCCUCUGUAUUGAAAUCAAGCCAGGGCUACGACCAAUCAACGCUCGACACCGUGUCCGUCUUCAAGGACAUCGGCGCCAACGUCGGUGUCCUCUCAGGACUCCUCUACUCCUCCGUCACGCAUAACACCCGAGGUGUACGUGGUGGUCCGUGGGUGGUCCACGUGGCGGGGGCGAUUCAGUGCUUCUUGGGGUAUUUCCUCAUGUGGGCGUCCGUCGUCGGAUUGAUUCACCGGCCUCCCGUGCCGGUGAUGUGCCUGUUCAUGUUCCUCGCCGCUCAUUCUCAGACCUUCUUCAACACCGCCAAUGUAGUUAGUGGCGUAGAGAACUUUCCUGAUUAUGGUGGGACAAUCGUGGGCAUCAUGAAGGGUUUUCUUGGUAUCAGUGGAGCAAUACUAAUCCAAGUGUACGACACAUUAUGCAAGGGCAAGCCGAGCACAUACAUUUUGAUGCUUGCUCUGUUGCCCACAUGUGUCUCCCUUAUGCUUAUGUUUUUGGUGAGAAUUUAUAAGGAAACCACCGAUGAUGACAAGAAGCGCUUAAAUGGUUUCUCUGCAGUUGCUCUGGUCAUUGCUGGUUAUCUAAUGGUUAUCAUAAUUCUGGAGAACAUCUUCACUUUGCCAUUAUGGGCGCGCAUUUGUACCUUCAUACUUCUGCUGUUUCUACUUGCAUCGCCUCUUGGGAUUGCAAUCAAGGCCCAGAGGGAGGACUCAAAGAGAUCACCACAAACAUAUUCAACUGAUAGUAAUCUUUUAACUGACAAUGAUGAGCAAAUCAUACCCCCAAAGUUUUCUACGGCAGAGGAUCCUAUUGAGUAUCAUGAACUGCCAAGUGGCGAGGGCCAAGUCGGGGCAACUUCAGACAACAAAAUGCUUCGGGAAGAGGAACACUUGAAUCUCUUACAAGCCAUGCGUACAGCGAACUUUUGGUUGCUGUUUCUUGCCAUGAUGUGUGGAAUGGGCUCAGGGCUGGCUACAAUUAAUAACAUGAGCCAAAUAGGGGAAUCUCUUAGUUACACAACUGUGGAGAUAAAUAACUUGGUUUCCUUAUGGAGUAUAUGGAAUUUUCUUGGCCGUUUCGGAGCUGGAUAUAUUUCAGAUUAUUUACUACACACAAGAGGUUGGGCAAGGCCGUUGUUGAUGGCUAUUACUCUAGCCACAAUGACUGCUGGCCACAUUGUUAUUGCUUCUGGUUUUCCCGGAAAUUUAUACAUUGGUUCAAUCCUAGUAGGAAUUUGUUAUGGUUCACAGUGGUCAUUGAUGCCUACAAUCAGCUCGGAUAUAUUUGGUGUCAGGCACAUGGGUACUAUUUUCAACACUAUAGCCAUAGCAAGUCCUGCAGGAUCAUAUAUUUACUCUGUAAGAGUGAUUGGGUAUAUUUAUGAUAAGGAAGCAUCUGGGGAUGAUGACUCUUGCUAUGGCACUCGCUGCUUUAUGCUAUCUUUUCUGAUCAUGGCAGCUGUGGCUUUUUUGGGUUUCCUUGUUGCUGUGGCAUUGUUCUUUCGGACUAGGAGGUUCUAUCAGCUGGUUGUGCUUAGGAGGUUAAAGCAUUCUUCAAGAGAAAUGCGUGGUGGCAAUAAAAAUAGGCAAAAUCAAAUUUUAGGAGAAGAAAUUGCAGGGAUGGAGAGGCUGAGGCUGCCGCUGAGCAGCAAAUGGAUAGCCACGGUGGCGAGUAUAUGGAUCCAGUGUGGGUGCGGAGCAUACACCUUCAGCAUCUACUCCUCGGUGUUGAAAUCUAGCCAAGGCUACGACCAAUCAACGCUAGACACCGUGUCCGUCUUCAAGGACAUCGGCAGCAACGCCGGGGUCCUAGCUGGGGUCUUAUACUCCGCCGUGGCACUGGGUAACCGUAACAGCAGUAACUACUCGAGUUUGGGUGGGCCAUGGGUGGUCCAUCUGGCGGGGGCGAUCCAGAACUUCGUGGGGUACUUUCUAAUUUGGGCCUCCGUCGUUGGAUUGAUCCAGCGGCCUCCGGUGCCGUUGAUGUGUUUCUUCAUGUUGGUGGCCUCUCAUGCUCAGUCCUUCUUCACCACAGCGAAUGUGGCUCCUGCCGUGCAGAACUUCCCUCGUUGUGGUGGGACCCUUGUUGGAAUCAUGAAGGGCUUUAUUGGCAUUGGUGGGGCAAUACUGAUCCAAGUGUAUGACACAUUCUGGAAGGGCAACCCCAGCACUUUCCUUCUUAUGCUUGCUCUGUUGCCUACGUUCGUCUCCCUUGUGCUUAUGUUUUUCGUGAGAAUCUAUGAUAAUCCAAACACAAGUGAUGACAAGAAGCACUUGAAUGGUUUCAUUGCAGUAGCUCUCAUCAUUGCUGCUUAUCUCAUGAUUAUAGUGAUUUUGCAAAACCUCGUCACUUUCCCAUUAUGGGCAAGCAUUUUUACCCUUUUACUUCUUUUUCUUCUUCUUGCAUCACCUCUUGGAAUUGCAAUCAAAGCCCAGAGGGAGGACUCCACCCGAUUUCUACAAACAUCAUUAAUAGCAGCCAAGGAUCCUCCACCAUAUCAUGAACUGCUCGGUGGAGAGGGUGACGUUAACGGUGCUUUAGAUGACACAAUUCCGCCUGAUGAAGAGAGCAUGAAUCUUUUGCAAGCCAUGUGCACAUUAAACUUCUGGUUGUUGUUUAUUGCCAUGGUGUGUGGAAUGGGGUCUGGGGUAGCUGUGAUUAAUAACUUGAGCCAAAUUGGGGAAUCUCUUAAUUACACUACUGUGGAGAUCAACAAUUUGGUCUCUUUAUGGUGUAUAUGGAAUUUUCUUGGCCGAAUUGGAGCUGGGUAUUUUUCAGAUUUUUUGCUGCACACAAGAGGCUGCGCAAGGCCAUUUUUGAUGGCUACCACUCUAGCAGCAAUGGCUGCCGGCCACUUUGUUAUUGCUUUUGGUUUGCCCGGAAUUUUAUAUGUGGGUUCGAUCCUCGUCGGCAUUUGUUAUGGUUCACAGUGGUCGCUAAUGCCGGCAAUCACGUCGGAGAUAUUUGGUGUCAGGCACAUGGGUACUAUUUUCAACGCCAUUGGCAUAGCAAGUCCUGUCGGGUCUUAUAUUCUCUCUGUGAGAGUUAUGGGGUAUAUUUACGACAAGGAAGCAGGUGGUGGUGGUGGUGAGGAUUCAUCGUGCUUUGGUACUCGCUGCUUUAUGUUAUCUUUUCUGAUUAUGUCAUCCACGGCUUCCCUGGGGUUUCUUGUUGCUUUGGCUUUGUUCUUUCGUACCAGGAGGUUCUAUAAGCUUGUUGUGCUCAGAAGGUUAAAGUAUUCUGAGGUGGUGAUAAGUAAAUCCGCGAAUUAGUUUGUGUAAUGAUUUUGUUUUCUCUCAUGAUUAAGUUAAUUGUAUCUCCUAUAGUUACAAAUUA
Molecule: messenger RNA, 3582 nt
Organism: Corylus avellana
Lineage: Eukaryota; Viridiplantae; Streptophyta; Magnoliopsida; Fagales; Betulaceae
Product: protein NUCLEAR FUSION DEFECTIVE 4
Cellular component (GO): membrane
Molecular function (GO): transmembrane transporter activity
Source: RefSeq, a predicted model, not a curated record